Messenger RNA from Racocetra fulgida, 3535 nucleotides. The record is from the annotation of a GenBank genome assembly. Lineage: Eukaryota; Fungi; Glomeromycota; Glomeromycetes; Diversisporales; Gigasporaceae.
CAUUUGUAUCGCUCUUUACGAUUACACUGCUCAAAACGACGAUGAAAUUUCCUUUAAAGAAGACGACAUACUUUAUAUUUUAGAAAAUGACGACGAUGAAUGGUGGAAAGCUAAAUUAAAGAUCGAAAAAAGUGAAGACGAUGAAAAUGCACCAGAAGGUCCGAUCGGAAUUGUGCCUAGCAACUAUAUCCAGGAGGCUGAAUGUAAAAGUGUUUUGAAAGCUGUUUACGAUUACGAAGCACAGUCAAACGAAGAAUUGUCAUUCAAAGAAGAGGAUAUAUUCUACUUAUAUGACAAAGAUGACCCUGAUUGGUACUUGGUUAAAUUCAACGAUGUAUUUGGCUAUGUUCCAGCAAAUUAUAUCGAAGAGACAUCGUUUGAUUCUGAGGAACAAGAACUACAAGAAAAUCAAGAACCCAAGAAAAAAAUGUCACUAUUUGACGCUUUAUCGAGCGCAUCCGAAAACAAAUACGUAGAUCCAUUACAACUUUAUGCUCGUAAAGUUGCUACUCAAAAAAGUGGCACGUCAAAAUCGGAGUUACUUCGCGACUGUGCGGUAGUUAAAUGGGAAGUUAUUGUAGUUGAUAAGAAGAAAAAGAAAAAGAAGGGUAAACUUAGUAUUGGAGGCGAAAAUGUAAUUUACACUAGUGAAACAGACAAGACUCCAGUUCAACUUUGGAAUAUUAGUGAUGUGGAGAGUGUCAAAUAUGAGAAAAAAAAUGUUACAAUAACAUUUGGUGGUGCAAAGCAAGCAACAUUUAAUUUUCAGGUAUCAAAUAAAAGUGAUGCUGAAGCUAUUUAUCGACAAUAUGUGGAAUGUACCGCAAGUUUAGAAUUGCCAACUGUUAAUAUUGACACAAGCUCUAUGAAAUCUCCACGACCAACUUCAACACAUGAUAACCAAGAUAAUGAAGAAACUGAGUCACAAGCUGACGCUGAAGAAAAUGAUGUAGAAGAAGUUAAUGUAGAAGAGGUUAAUGUAGAAGAGGUUAAUGUAGAAGAGGUCAAUGAGAUGGAGUUGCCAUCACCAAAACUUGGCAUUGCGUUAUAUGACUUUGAUGCUCAAGGCGACGAUGAGAUCUCAAUCCGUGAAGGUGAUGACCUUUGGAUUAUUGAUGAUGUUAGUAGCAAUGAAUGGUGGAAGUGUCGUAAAGGUGACGAGGAAGGCAUGGUACCCUCUUCUUAUAUUGAUAUACCAAAUGAAGAUGGCAAUGCUGACCAAUAUGCUGCUGAGGAGGAGCGUCAACGGUUAGAAGAGGAAGAAUACCAAAGGGCAGAAGAAGAACGAUUAAGAAAAGAGGAAGAACGGCUGAGAAAGGAGGAAGAACGACAAAGAAAGGAGGAAGAACGUUUGAGAAGAGAGGAAGAACGACAGAGAAAGGAAGAUCGACAAAGGAAAGAAGAAGAACGUCUGCGACGUGAAGAAAGUGAAAGAAAACGAAAAGAAUUAGAAAGACAGUUAUCAGAAGAAAAGAAACGAAAGCAGGAGUCUGAGUCCCCGCCACCACAACCGCCAGCAUUACCAAACGAAGCAGCUAUAAAGAAAAUACAAACACCAACAAAUCGCAUAUUGCCUGACAGACCAGCCCAAGCUCAAUCAAAAGAUAACAGAACUGGUUCAUUCCAAGUUGAAGCCGAAUUUCUUCAACUUAGUGACGGCAAAGUGCAUCUCCAUAAACUUAAUGGCAUAAAAAUUGCUGUUCCCAUUGAUCGAAUGAGCAAAAAGGACAUUGCAUAUCUUGAGGGAGUAACUGGAGAAAAACUAGAUGACAGAUCUGAUAACAUACCUUUGGCCGCUAUUGUUGCUGGACAUAAAGGCAAGACGACCUUAACAAACAAAAAUAAAUCAGAAUAUGAUUGGUUUGACUUCUUUCUUAAGGCUGAUAUCACGCAUGAUGAUGCGUUCAAAUACGCUAAAAUAUUUAUCAACGAGAAUAUGGAUGAGAGUUCAAUAAAUAAUUUAGAUCGCAAUGUAAUGAAAGAACUUGGCUUAAAAGAAGGAGAUAUAAUUCGAGUAACUAAAUACGUUUCUGAAAAUUAUACGUCUGUUAAAAAGAAAACUGCUAUUGGUGAAAGUAAAGAAAGAGAAAAGACAGAUAGGGAAAUUGCCAAAAAAGUCCAGUUUGAAGAACUCGAAAAAUCACAAAAAUUGUCAGAAUUUGACUUAAAGAUGCAACUGAAACGUGAUGAACAAUUAGCCAGAGAACUUCAAGAAGAAGAAAACAGAAUAGCACGUAGUGAAGGAAGAACAAUCCCAAAGGAUGCCGAUUUAUAUGGCAAAGGGACUCUAGACUCGCUCAUUCAACGAGAUGAUAAAGCAAAUUCACCAAAAACUCCACCAUUACUUUUUUCUGAAAACAAUGGCGUUUUAAAAAAUAAUACGAAAAAAGCCCGUCCUACGCCCACAAAGACAGCACCAAUUCAAGUUGAUGCGAAAACUUUUGUGAAUAGCAAGAAUUCUAAAGACCAAAUUGAUUCUGCUUUUAAGCCAUCUUCAAAGUCAUCGUCUUCUACGACACAGAAAUUCGAUGAUGAUGCUUGGAGCUUUACUGACUCAACGCCUGCACCUCCUCCAGUAGUCGCACCAAGAUCUUCUCUAAAUGAACAAUUAACUAGUAAACAAUUAAUUAGUACAAAUGCUCCUACUAAUUUGAAUACUAGUGCUUGGACCUCUUUAAGUCCCGCUGUUUCUCCUUAUUCCAGUAAUUCAUCACUUCCUGUCCAAUCUUCUCAACCUUUACUACAACGAAAUUUGAUCACCCCAUCUCCACCACCUUCACAACCAAUCGCUGUUCCAUUGAAUUCUACCCUUCAUCAACCUCUAAUUCCAGUUAAAUCUUCAAAUUUAUCUAUGUUGCCAACUAAUAAUGCUUUAUCGAAUCCUAACCAUGGAUUUGGCCAAACCGGUUUAUCUAUGUUGCCAACUAAUAAUGCUUUAUCAAACCCUAACCCUGGAUUUGGCCAAACCGGUGUAUCUAUGCUGCCAACUAAUAACGCUUUAUCAAAUCCCAACCCCGGAUUUGGCCUAACCGGUAUGAAUAACCAAUAUGUGACUACUACGACAACUGUUCAAUAUCAACAAACAACCUCGUUUCACCAGCCCAUGCAGAAUCAGCAACAAACAAAUUCAGCAAUAUAUGAUCCUAAAAAUGUGUUUGCUUCCAUGAAGACUGGACAAAUUGGGCCAAAAUCGCUACCUAAUGAUUUAAGCGUGAAUGCAUCGAAUGACAGAUAUGCUGCCUUGAAGCAAGUGGAUCUCCAAGGUCCAGGUGUUUUCAAUAGUACAUCAUCAUUCCAAACACAAAGCUCAACAAGUUUUGGUUUAAAUCCAAGUGGAUUCAAUACUAGUCCAGCAAAUUGGAAUCAGGGCGUUCCUCAGCAAAACCAAAAUUUUGGCGUAGGAGGUAUCCAACCUAAUCCAGGGUUUGGUUUUGGACAACAACCUGGUCAAUUUGGAUCUAAUCAGCAAGGAUUUGGUUCUAAUACUGGAUUCAAUAACAAUCAGCAAUUUAAUAACUUUGGUCACCAAAAAUAG